This is a messenger RNA of Oenanthe melanoleuca, 599 nucleotides long. RefSeq names its product cilia and flagella associated protein 144 (gene CFAP144). Gene Ontology annotation, cellular component: ciliary base. NCBI's taxonomy places the organism in Eukaryota, Metazoa, Chordata, Aves, Passeriformes, Muscicapidae. The coding region runs from base 45 to 443 and encodes 132 amino acids. The record is from RefSeq and is a predicted model, not a curated record. The transcript has 4 exons.
GGCGUUGCCAAGGCCGCGCAGGAACGCGCGGAGCCGGCGCCGCCAUGAGCGCGGAGCGCGGCGAGAGAGACCCGCCGGACGCGCUGCAGAACCGCAUCCACGCCGAGCGGGCCAAGAAGGAGCGCCAGUGGCGGCUGCUCUUCACGAAGUACACCGUCAACCCGUACCACCCCAUUUGCAUGAUUGCCAGGAAGCCAAUGUCUUGGCAUGAGAACAUACAAGUGCCAGUAGAUGAUGAAUUCCUGAAUUUUCUUCACCGUGCAGCAGAUGUGCCAAGAAGGAAAUAUUCAAUGCCACAAACUGAAAGCCAAGAAAUUGGCUGGCAUACAACACCCUUGGUUCCCUUCAACUACAGUGAUACCAGAUUCUACUUCCCACGCUGGAAAACUGAGAUUACCGCCCAUGGCUACCCUGCACCACGGGGAGAGAAACCUAAAGAAUAGUACAGGGAGAAAAGCACGGAUAGAAUGUUAAAGACAUCUAAUGUGUUAGGCCCUGCUCGUUAUCUAGCAAGUCUGGCUGAUUUCUAGUGAGAGACAAUAGAAAAAACAAAACUUAAAAAACAGUGGCACAAACAAACCUAUCUGUAUGGUUCUGUA